Messenger RNA from Scaptodrosophila lebanonensis, 2466 nucleotides. It is a transcript of the gene Plap, whose product is annotated as phospholipase A-2-activating protein. Lineage: Eukaryota; Metazoa; Arthropoda; Insecta; Diptera; Drosophilidae. The record is from RefSeq and is a predicted model, not a curated record. Gene Ontology annotation, biological process: ubiquitin recycling; proteasome-mediated ubiquitin-dependent protein catabolic process. The transcript has 5 exons. Bases 11 to 2389 code for a protein of 792 amino acids. Gene Ontology annotation, cellular component: cytoplasm; nucleus. Gene Ontology annotation, molecular function: ubiquitin binding.
CAGUGCGACAAUGGAACCCACACUUGACAAUUAUGCGCUUAGUUGUGAGCUCCUGGGCCACAGCAUGGACGUGCGCACCGUAGCUGCCGGUCCCAGCUCUGCUGAAGGUCAAGCGAUACUUUCUGGCUCAAGAGACAAGAGCGUCAAGCUUUGGAAGCCGAUAGGCAACGAGUACGUGGAAAGCCUGACAAUGCAAGAUCACAAGAAUUUUAUAUCGUACAUCUGCUUUCUACCCGCCGAGCAAUGGAUAUGCACAGCCAGCAACGACGCCACAAUUUGCAUUUACAAGAAAGAUGGCUACGUACCAAUUUUGACACUGAAGGGCCAUGGAUCGACCGUGUGUACGCUAGCCGCUGCCCUUAAGCCGCGCAGUCUAAUCAGUGGUAGCUGGGACAUGACAGCGCGCGUCUGGAGCGUCGAUGAGUCGGGCAAUGUCUCGUCUGUAGAGCUGAAGGGUCACGAGGCGGCGGUUUGGGCAGUUGCCACACUGGUAACGCAACAGAAAUACGUCACUGGUGGUGCCGACAAGUCAAUAUACUAUUGGAACGAGAAGGGCGAGAAACUACGACUGUUAAAAGGACACACAGACUGUGUGCGUGGCCUUCUAUCCCUGCCCGGCAAUAUGCUCCUAUCGUGCGGCAACGACGCUGUCAUACGGUAUUGGAACGACGAUGGUGAAUGCGUGCGUCAGCUAAGUGGCCACACCAACUAUAUUUACGGUAUGGCUGCAAAUAUAGCGUUGAGUGAGCAUGUUGUUGUCUCCUGCGGAGAAGAUAGCUCGCUACGCAUGUGGAAUGUGAUCACUGGGCAACAAUUGGGAGCGCCAAUUUUGCAUCCAGCCAUUUCGGUGUGGUCAGUAACAUGCUUGACUAAUGGCGAUAUUGUUACGGGUUGCAGCGAUGGUGUCAUUCGAGUUUUCAGCCAAGUGCCGGAACGGCAAGCAAGCGAGGGCGUGAGAAAAGCCUUUACAUUGGCAGUGAGUGCACGCGCGGCUGACAUGAAUCAGGAAAUCGGUGGUAUUAAAAAGACUGAGCUUCCUGGCCCUGAAGCUCUACUCACGAAUGGCACACGAGAAGGUCAAACAAAAAUGAUUCGGCAACCGGAUGGUGCUGUGAAAUGCUAUAGCUGGGAACUGGGGCAAUGGAAUUUAGUGGGGGAUAUAGUCGGGGCAUCUGGGGGCACACAGACAUCAUCUGGCAAGAAACUGUUCGAGGGUAAGGAGUACGACUUUGUGUUUGACGUCGACAUAUCUGAUACAGAGCCACCAAUUAAACUGCCAUACAAUCGCGGUGAAGACCCCUGGCAUGUUGCCCAGUCGUUUAUACAUCGUAAUGGUUUACCACAAGCGUAUCUUGAUCAAGUCGCCAAUUUCAUAGUGAAGAACUCCGAAGGUUCCACGAUUGUUGCAACCUCAACAUCAAGCGGCUACCAGGAUCCAUUUACUGGGGGCUCUCGCUAUGUGCCCGGUUCGAGCAACACGACUGUGCAGAGCGGCGCCAAUGUUGAUCCAUUCACAGGGUCUUCUAGCUAUUCUACGAGAGCCAGUGAUGGCGGCAACAGCGCCGCACAGUCCCGCGUUAAUGUUAGCUUUGUGCGUGGCAAUGACAAACCCUUUCCCGUCAAUAGCUAUCGCACCUUCGACACUUGCGACGCUGCAAAGGUGCUGGAAAAAAUGAAAGAAUUCAACAACAAAUUGUCGAUCUCUGAUGGAAAGGUCAGUGAUGAAGUGUUGAACACAGUUGUUAAGCUGGCGGAGCCAACGCCUGAAGUGAACUUAGAAGCUCUGGAAGCACUAGUGCUGCUGCUUAAAUGGCCUAGCAACAUGCUUUUCCCAGUUCUAGACAUUCUACGUUUGGCCGUGCGUCAUGAGGCCAUAUUCAGCAUGCUUCAAAAUGGACAUAAUAUAAUGAAAAUUAUACUGCCACAAUUGAGCGGUGCAGCCGCCAACCAAUUAAUGGUAUUGCGCUGCCUUGCUAAUGUGUUAACGCACAAUACAGGGCGGCAGCAAAUUGAGACGCAAUUGCCAGAAAUCAUCGAUCUUGUAAUGGGUAUUCGUGCAGGCAGUGUCAACCUUCAGAUAGCAGUAGCCACAUUUUACCUUAAUGCCACCAUAUCACAGACACUGGGUGUGACAAAGCCAGCUGUGUGUCAUGUGGUCACUACCGGCAUUGUAGAACUGUUAAAGUGGGCCAGCGAUCUGGAGGCCUGCUACCGCUCCAUGCAAUCGAUUGGUAAUUUAACGACCACACCCUGUGGACAGGAGACUAUUGCACAGGUUGUUUCUGUGGACUAUGUGAUGGAUAAAUUGCGUGACCUCACAAACACGCCACAGAGUGAGAACUUCGCGAAGGUGAACAUUUUGGGACAGGCCCUGUUGGCGUCAUUUUAAAACCGAUCAAAACUCUCAUCCUAAAUUGUAUAUUGGACUGCAUUAUGAUAACUUGAUUAAAUAUGCAUACACACAUA